AGUCCCCUGUCGGAGUAGGCUGUGGACAGAGCCCCUAUUGUUCCCAGCCCACUCCUGCCUAAUAUGGAAUUUCGCAAGGAAACCAAUGCUUUCCUGACACUGACGAUGCGUAGCAGCGUAGGGGCGAAUGUGGAAAGCUGUUUGGAGUAUGAAGGGGAGUAGGCUAAACCAGGGUCAAAGACACCGCUUUUGUAUUGGUUUUGUCGCCGGACCUGGAAAAUGUAAAAUGACGGAAAUCAAGUUGUAGGAGUUAUCGUGAGUUUUAUGAAACUGCUCUCCAUGGCGCCGUUUUGUUUCGGAAGCGCGAGCUAAAGCGUGUGUCGCCUACUUGACGAAUUUGCCUGCACACCUUACGACACGUAAACUCGAUUGUUUAAACUGGUCAACCCAAGAUUAACGUGUCAAAUAUUUAUAUAUCUGUCGACAGAAGACUUGACUACCUGUGGUGAAUAUAGUUUCUGGACUUGUCCAACUAUCAUGCAUACUCUCAGCUCGAAAAGUAGGCAGAAUACAGUGGACGCGGUUGAGGAUGGAGGCAGUAACAGCAAUCGUGUCGAUACUACGACCAAGAUGAUGUUGAAAUGUGUUGUGGUCGGCGAUGGAGCGGUGGGAAAAACCUGUUUGCUUAUGAGUUACGCAAAUGAUGCUUUUCCCGAAGAAUAUGUGCCAACUGUAUUCGAUCAUUACGCAGUGAAUGUAACAGUAUCUGGAAGGCAGCACUUACUGGGAUUGUACGAUACUGCUGGACAAGAGGAUUACAAUCAGCUACGGCCCCUCUCUUACCCCAACACAGACGUCUUUCUCAUCUGCUUCUCCGUUGUGAAUCCAGCUUCCUAUCACAAUGUUCAGGAGGAAUGGGUACCUGAGCUCAAAUCCUGCAUGCCUCACGUGCCCUACAUCCUCAUUGGAACACAGAUUGACUUGCGAGAUGACCCAAAGACACUGGCACGUCUGCUCCAGAUGAAGGAGAAGCCCCUGACCUAUGAACAAGGCCUCAAACUAGCCCGCGAGAUUGGAGCCCAGUGCUAUCUGGAGUGUUCGGCAUUGACUCAGAAGGGACUAAAGACAGUGUUUGACGAAGCCAUCCUGACAAUAUUCAGCCCUAAGAAAAAAAAACGAGGCUGCGCAACCUGCGUGAGAUGUUGUGCUAUCGUGUGAGGAUAAAACAUCUCCAACUGUGAAAACCCACAGUCCUCCAAAGCUUCAGGCAAUGUAACAGACCCUAAACCGCCUCCAGUCUGCUGUACAUCCUUCCUUUCUCCAUCCGCCUGUUGUCCCUCAGGACAAUGAGCGGUCUUGCCCUCGGGUUUGUGUGUCUCGUGGAGAGCUUCCAAAACAAGUGCCUUAAUUUCUUCCUAAGUUGCCUUACAGGAUUCACUUCUCAAGCCAAAGAAGUUUCAGAGCGGACUGUGGUUAUUUGAAGCGACGUGGCGUGACGUCGCCAAUCUCCAAUCAAACAAACGUUUUAGAUUUAGCUCUGGACCGUAUAUUAUAUGGUUUCCAGAGGCUUAUGAAAAAAUGAAAAUCCAUUCCUCCUUGCAAGCUGUUCUUUUCUCAGUCACCUCAAAUCAAUAUUGUGCUCUUUCUGGAGUCAAUGAUUCAGCAGUUCGAGCUAGUUAAUAAGGGAAAUUCUCUGGAGGAUGGCCAACUCAUCAAUAGAGGUAGAGCGAAAGGAAGAAGAGAGCACACAAGUGUAAGAAGUGCAACUUUACCGCAAAUCAUUGGGUCAUUUAAAAUUAGCAACUAAUGAUUGGCAAAAAAAAAAAAAAAAGUUGCAUACCUACACAUCCAAAGACACCAACAGUAAUACUUUAAAAAGAGUGACAAUCAAGCACACUAUAUGGAGGCUGAAGUCUGUCAGUGACAGGAUAAAGGGAAAAUGUAUAUUGUGACAACAUUAGUCCAUGAAUCAAUCGUUUU
Pimephales promelas (fathead minnow) is the source of this 1920-nucleotide messenger RNA. RefSeq names its product ras homolog family member J (gene rhoj). The record is from RefSeq and is a predicted model, not a curated record. Gene Ontology annotation, biological process: small GTPase-mediated signal transduction. Lineage: Eukaryota; Metazoa; Chordata; Actinopteri; Cypriniformes; Leuciscidae. Gene Ontology annotation, molecular function: GTPase activity; GTP binding.